Oryza sativa Japonica Group (Japanese rice) is the source of this 2827-nucleotide messenger RNA. RefSeq names its product U-box domain-containing protein 34. The record is from RefSeq and is a predicted model, not a curated record. Gene Ontology annotation, biological process: protein phosphorylation; protein ubiquitination. Lineage: Eukaryota; Viridiplantae; Streptophyta; Magnoliopsida; Poales; Poaceae. Gene Ontology annotation, molecular function: ubiquitin-protein transferase activity; protein kinase activity; ATP binding.
AAGUAGUCAAAACCGCUCUAACCUCACCAUACACUUGUCAAAACUCAAAACCCUCCUCUGUGAGACUGACACUGCGGGCCCACUCUCUUCCACCAAAGCCCAUCGUUAUACUAGUGAGCUGAGCGAGCUCCUCCCCGACUCCCGAGACGCCCGCGCGCAACCAACGAAUUUCCCGCGUCGCCUUGAACCACCUCGCGAUCGCCGCCUCCGCCUCCGCCUCGAUACCCAUGGCCUCCGGCGAGCCUCGCCCGCCGUCACCCGCCGCCGUCGCCGUCGCCGUCCGCCCCGGUGGCAGCGCGAGCCGCCGCGCCGCGCGGUGGGCCGCCGCCAACCUCGUCCCCGCUGGAGACGGAGACGGCCGCGCCUCCGCCGCCGCCAUUUCCGUCGUCCACGUCAUCCCCCCGCUCCGGUUCGUCCCCUCCCCAUGCGGGGAGCAGGUGCCGGCGGCGCGGGUGGCGCGGGAGGCGGCGGAGGCGUACGCCCGGGACCGCCACGCCCGCGCGCAGGAGGCGCUCCGCCCCUUCCGCCGCAUCUUCGCCGCCGCCGCCAAUGCGACGGUGGAGACGGUGGUGCUGGAGGGCGACGGCGUGGCGGAGGCGCUGGUCCGGUACGCGGCGGAUUCCGGCGUACGGAGCCUGGUGAUCGGCUCCGCCUCCUUAGGGUGGUUCAGAAGGGCAAUGAGUGUCCCAGAUGUUGCCACUGCGGUCCUAAAAACAACGGAAAUUUCAUGCAAUGUAUUUGUCGUGUCCAAACGAAGACUGACACUGAAAGUGACGAGGCAUCCUCAAAUGAGCAGGUCUGGUACUGGCUUGAGAAUUCAGUCAGUUAGUCAGAAAGCAUUUGCACAAUCGUACAGAAGUUUGUUGUUCGACAACUUCCCUGAGAAUGGGAUACACCCAGAUUCAUGCUGUCAGUCCCGUGUUUCUCAUUGUGGUCCUACUAAUGCACGUCAAAGUUCAGAAAGUCAUGGGCAAAUCCUCUUUAACAGUUUAGGUGCAAAGACAACAGGAAUAGAAGGAUAUAAAAACCAUGGUCUUCGAAGCCCCUUCAAGGAAGCACAUUAUGCUGACUCUAACUCAAGUGAAGAGUGUCAAUCCAUAGAUGAAGUAGCAAAACUGAGGAAGGAAUUGCAGGAUACCUUAGUGAUGUAUGACAAAGCCUGUGAAGAUCUUGUCCAUGCUAAGAAAAAGAUUCAGGUACUUUCCAGUGAGUGUUCUGAAGAGGCAAGGAAGGUGGAGCAUGCUCUACAGGAGGAGGAAGCUCUAAAGCAGGUGGUAGCAGACGAGAAGGCAAAACAUUUAGAGGCCAUUGAAGAAGUUGAGCAAGCAAAGAAAUCAUUCACCCGGGAGGCCUACUCUAGGAACAAGGCAGAAAUGGUAGCGAGCAUGAUCUCCCUCGAUAAGGCAAAAGUUGUUGAUGCUAUCUUGUCAACAAGCAAAAAUUGCAGGCGAUACAAAAAACAUGAGAUCGAGCUCGCCACUGAUAAUUUCUCUGAAGCAAGGAAGAUUGGUGAGGGAGGUUAUGGGAAUGUGUAUAGGUGCACCCUUGAUCAUACUGAAGUUGCUGUCAAGGUCAUUCAGCAAGAUUCCAUCGACAAGACCGAUGAGUUCCUGAGGGAGGUUGACAUUCUCAGCCAGCUUCAGCAUCCCAACCUGGUUUUGUUGCUUGGCUUCUGCCCUGAAAUUGGCUGUCUUGUAUACGAAUACUUGCAGAAUGGAAGUCUAGAAGAUCAACUUCUUAACAACAAAGGGCGCCAGCCGCUGCAUUGGUUCCUAAGGUUCCAAAUCAUCUUUGAUGUGUCAUGCGGGCUUGCAUUCUUGCAUGGAAGGAAACCGGAACCUAUAGUCCACCGUGACCUCAAACCCGCAAACAUCUUACUGAACAAGAAUUAUGUGGGUAAAAUUGGCGAUGCCGGUUUCGCGAAGCUCAUAUCGGAUCUUGUGCCUGACUGGCAAACGGAGUACAAAGAGACCAUCAUCGCCGGCACGCUGUACUAUAUGGAUCCUGAGUACCAGCAAACCGGGACGGUUCGUCCGAAAUCGGACCUUUUCGGCCUGGGAGUUAUCAUUCUUCAGAUGCUAACCGGCAAACGCCCCAAUGGGCUCAUUGUCAGCGUAGAAAACGCCAUCAGAAACGGGAUGCUUGCUGAUAUCCUUGACAAGUCUCAGACUGAUUGGCCACUUGUUGAGGCAGAAAUGUUGGCAAAGCUUGGCUUGAGAUGCACUGCCCUAAAAUGCAGAGAGAGACCUGGCCUUGAGUCAGAGGUUCUCCCCAAGCUCCAGGAAAUUCUGCAUAGGAUUACUUCCACUGUUAACUUAAGAAGUCCAAAGUUAAAUGUGCCAAGCCACUUCAUCUGCCCUAUAAUGCAGGAGGUAAUGAAUGAUCCUUAUGUUGCUGCUGAUGGGCACACGUAUGAGCAACAAGCAAUCAAAGCUUGGCUCAAGAAACACAAAGUAUCCCCGGUCACACGGCGAAUUCUACCAAAUUUGUCCGUAAUCCCAAACCAUUCGUUGCGAGCUGCGAUACAGCAGUGGAAGUCACAAUCUGCUCAUGCAAAGUCAUAAAAUGGGCGUGGAGUUUGUUUCGAUAUGAUUUAACUUUUUUGUUCUUUGAGUUCUUUAUCCGGAGUUUGUUUCGAUAUGAUUUAACUUUUUUGUUCUUUGAGUUCUUUAUCCUGUAAAUUAGAGUGCAGUUAGGAUCUUAGGGAGGAGGGCUGUUGCCGGUAAAUAAAGGUGUUAACCGUGCAAACUAUUUAGUACCGAAAUUGAAAAAAUUGCAGAUAUGAUUUGUUCUUAUAAUAUGAGUAACAUGUUUCUCUUUCAGUUUC